Molecule: messenger RNA, 1923 nt
Organism: Cotesia congregata
Lineage: Eukaryota; Metazoa; Arthropoda; Insecta; Hymenoptera; Braconidae
Source: the annotation of a GenBank genome assembly
AUGGCAUUCUUCAAAUUUAUGGAAAAAAUUAACUCAAUAUCUAUAAAGGAAGUUAAAAAAACUCACCAUAAUUUUCUGCAGAAAAUUAAAAUUUAUCAUCUCAUGUAUAAACUGCAGAAGUCUGUGAGCAAUUUAGCAAUCUUAUUAAGUUUUGUUAUUUCGAUUAUAUCAUCAAAUGGCACUUUUGAAAACAAAAUUUUCAAAAGCAUUGUUGGUUUUCUAAGUGGAAUAUUACUAACUUUCACUUUUUUAUGCUUCCUCGUUUAUUCGAAGUUUACUCUAUCUUCUGCGACUUUCUUCUGCUCAUUAUCAGGAAUAGUAUUGACAAUCAGUUUAGCUUUUUCUUAUCGAAUCAGUAAAACUAAAAUGCUUUCAUUCUUCAGAUGCAUCACUUUAUUACUAUUUUUCCAAUGUUUUUCUAAACGUGGACGCCAAGCAUUGAUAGCUUAUGCUUUUGUUCUCAUGUUAGUUGGUCCAACAAGCAAUACACUUCAUAACGUUCAAGUAUUAUCAGAGCUUUUGUCCUGUGGACAGGAAGAAUUGAAACAAAUGAUUGAAACUUUCACAAAUCUCACUAUACAACCCUACUUAGCAUUUCAGCAUUCUAUUAUGCAAAUUGUCAAAGUUAUCAGCAAUGUAAUGGAUAAUAUUAAAAACAUUUUAUACACAAUAAAUCAAUGUUUUCUCAAUUCAGUAAUAAAGUCAGUUUACGAUUGGCUCAUAAGCAUUGUUAACCUUUGCAAUAAAAAGUUCGGAACACCGUAUGAGAAAUGUCAAAAUGUUUUUAACAUUGCUAUAGCUGAUUGUAAAGCAAAACUUGGACCAAUAUUUAAACCUUUCUGUGAAAUAGCAAAUACUGCACAAAAUUUAUGUUAUACAAUAAAACCUUUGGACUUCGUAUGUCUCUUGACUUCUCUAAUUAAAAAUAUGAUCUUAGAUACUGUUCAAAAAAACAUCAAAAGUUUUAUGUAUCAACUAAGAACAAUGUUUUACGUUAAAAUCAAUUUUUCACAUUUUUUAAAUUUUGAAACUCACAAAAAUAAUCAGUAUCACAAUAUAGUGAUAUAUAUCUUAAAAGAUAUCAAAUCUCAAAUUAGUAGGUUUUUGGUAGUGUUUAACUCAAUGAGUUUCGUAACAAGUUUCUUUUUCUUAUGUGUUCUACUGAGAGUUAUUAAUUAUAGAUACAAGUGGUUAACAAAAGAUUCUUUUGACAAUAAAUAUCUUACUAAUCAUUUUUAUGAUAUUGAUUUAAUUAGAAGACGAAAAAGAAAAGAAAUAGUAUUGCCACUAAGUAGAAGAGAAAAAAAGAAAUAUAUAAAGUUAUUGUCAACAAGAUUGAUUACUCAAGAGAAAAUUCAAAUGGCUAAAUCGACAAUUUUUUUAGGGAUAGUAACUAUCAAAUUUUGCAUUAAUUUAUUUGUUGAUCAUAGUCUUUUCUGGAUUUUAAGUACCAUCAAUUACUAUGGUCGAUUUUCAAUGAAAACUUUGCAAAGUAACAUUAUUGGAUUUCACAUUGUUGGCAAUAAAUACAUCGCUGAUAUCUAUCGAAAUAUAUCUAAAAUUUUCUUACGAUUUCAAAAUGAUAACAGAAACUCAACAUUUCUUUGUCUUUCGGAUCCGUCAUCACCAAAUUAUAACCAAUAUAUAACCAUUGCAAUUAUAAUUAGUUUUUGCUGGCUGUUGGCUCUCUUUGAGCCAUAUGGUAGAAGAUUUAGUCAAACGGUCAUGAGUUAUUAUUAUCCUGAAAGAGCAAGACAUCGAACAGUUUGGUUAUACAAUCAUAUUCUUCGAAUCCGAGAAAAUUUUUUAAAAUUUAAAUUAUUUUGUAAUGACAGCAGUGUUAUAUCCAAUCAUAUAAUGGAUGUCGUCGUUGAUGCAUUACGAGGCAAAUUUCCUAUAAUUCGAAAAAUAGAUAAAAAAUAA